Molecule: messenger RNA, 1430 nt
Organism: Phodopus roborovskii (desert hamster)
Lineage: Eukaryota; Metazoa; Chordata; Mammalia; Rodentia; Cricetidae
Gene: Tmem106c
Product: transmembrane protein 106C
Exons: 8
Coding region: 156-905 (249 amino acids)
Source: RefSeq, a predicted model, not a curated record
CGCACGCGUUCGCCUGCGUCCUCCGGCCCGCUUGCGAUUGUGCGCGUGCGCACGGGAGAGGCGUGAGGACGAGUCGCUGGAGCGCGCAGGUGGAGGGAGGAGUGGUCCCGAGAGUAACUGCCCGGAGUGAGUUGGUGCGCCACAGGAGAUGACACAUGGGGUCUCAGCAUUCCUCCAAUGCCCGCACAUUUUGUCAGCGGAAGAAGGAUGACAACCUGGAGGACUUACAGGCUGAGAGAGAGCAGGAGGAAGCCAUCGCUCAGUUCCCCUAUGUGGAAUUCACUGGGAGAAAUAGUAUCACUUGUCACACCUGCCAAGGAGCGGGCUACGUCCCAGCAGAGCAACUCAGGGAGUUGGUGGCUUUGAUCCCCCACAGUGACCAGAGGCUGCGCCCCCAGAGAACUAAACAGUAUGUCCUCCUGUCGGUCCUGCUUUGUCUCCUGGCAUCUGGCUUGGUGUUUUUCUUCCUGUUUCCACAUUCAGUCAUCGUGGAUGAUAAUGGCAUCAAAGUGGUGAAAGUCACCGUUAACAAACAGGACUCCCUUGUAACGCUUGAUGUCAUGGCCACCCUGAAAAUCAGAAACUCCAACUUCUAUCCUGUGGCAGUGACCAACCUGUUCAGCCAGGUUCAGUACAUGAAAGCCGUGGUUGGCACACACGUGAGCACUAAUGUGUCACUCAUCCCCCCUCGGAGUGAGCAUCUGGUGAAUUUUACUGUGAAGGCUGAGGUGGGAGGACCAUCUUCCUACGUGUACUUCAUCUGCACGGUACCUUCCAUCCUGGUACACAACAUUGUGAUCUUCAUGAGGACUUCUGUGAAGAUUUCAUACAUUGGCCACAUGUCCCAGAGCACCGUGGAGACACAGCACUAUGUGGAUUGUGGGGCGAAUUCCACAGCUGUUUAGAGCCUGCUCUUAGUUCUCCGGUGGCUCCACCUGCAGAAGGAAGCUGACUUCCGCACUCACAGGAGAGCCAUCUUUGCAGCGCCUUGUGUUUUUCUUGGAACCAGCAAAACCACUGCCCAGUGCCUAGUCUGUGCCUAGCAAAUAGUUAGCACUCAAUUACAGUUUGAAGAAUUGAAUUCAGACAUUUUGGCUGUUGUUGAGAUGAAACCAGGGGUCUAGCUUUUCAGACCAGGGUGACAUGGAGGUAGGAUGUUGGUGGAGCUGCAGAUGUAUGGGUGCUACAGUCCUGCGCUCAGAAGCACCAGCAGGAGAGUCGUGCAGAGGACCUUCAAGGAGCCCCUCAGUGGCUGCAUUUGUUCCCUAAUGCCCAGGGGCUUUGCAGAAAGGUGGUUUUUUUUUCCUUUCCCUUACAAAGUUAUUGCCUCCCCCCCCCACAGUCUACUGCAGGGCUUGAUGUACCUUUGAUCCACUGGCUGGACACAGAUUGGGGGUUUGAUAGAAAAAUAAACUGCUUUUUUGGAUUGA